This is a messenger RNA of Nematocida minor, 2739 nucleotides long. RefSeq lists its product as uncharacterized. NCBI's taxonomy places the organism in Eukaryota, Fungi, Microsporidia. The record is from RefSeq and is a predicted model, not a curated record. Bases 1 to 2739 code for a protein of 912 amino acids. The transcript has a single exon.
AUGCAGAGUUCACUCGAAUCAGAGAAUAAUCAAGAAAGAAAGAAUCUGCUAGUCUCUACAGGCUAUUCAGAUGAAGAUAUGGAAAUGCUGCUACAGAGAGAAAGAGAUAAUACUGCACACGAAAAUGAAGAAGAGCAAAGUGAUAGCCAGCCCCAUAUAGUAUUCAUAGAUAGACACUCUUCUAAGUAUGUCAACCAUAUUUCUAAUAGGAUCACAUAUCGUGUAUACACAAAUAGCUAUUAUGAUAACACAUCUAUAAAUGAAAAAGUGAAAAAGACAAUUGGUUGGAUGCGUAGAUUCAUUAUCGACUAUCCCAAAAAGCUUUUUUUAGGCACAGCGAGCUACUUCAGAAAUGGAAGAGAAAGAAGAAAUGAAAGAGCAGUAUUUAUCCUGCAGUCAGAUCACUUUGAUGAUAGUAGUCAAAACCUGCUUAUCAAAGAUGGCUUAUGCACAUCGAUAGAUGCCAUCUCAAGUGCAGAAAAUAGUGCUCAGCACACUACUAAUGAAAAUUCACUGCCAAACAUUUCACACUCUGACAGUGUGCUGGAUUCUAUCUUCAGAAGAAAAAUAAUGAACCAUCUCGAUUGGUUUGACCAGUACAAAAUAACGAAAAAAGAGUGCACAAAAGACUCCAGUACUGUCGUAGAGUUUGAUUUCUGUACAGAAAACAGAAAUACAUAUAAAGACUCUACAGGGAAAAAUGCUCUCAAAAGAGCCCAUGCUCCAUUUAGCGGUUCUCUAUGGAUGGAUAAGAAGGAUUUUAUUCAAUCGAUUGAACAAAUUGUGUAUCCAAAUGCCUUGACUGAAAAGGACUUAGUAGAUAUGGUAAUACUUCUAUCAACUGGUCUUUCAGUCAACUGUAUCACUUCUGGUGCAUUAUAUACGAAAUUUGAGCUAAUCAAAAAGCUCCGAGAAAUAAUGACUAUAGCUUAUGUUACUAUAGAGCAUAGCAGGUUUUUGCUUGAAAAGGAGCAGAAUUCAAAGAUGUGGGAGUCGGCUAGGUACAUAUAUAAAAAAUUUAAUAUUCUGAAAGAACAGCUGAACAAUCUAAAAAACAGCACAAGUAUUUCGGAUAGCAAGAAUUCUACAGCACUAGCAGAUCUUGAGUAUCUGGCAGAAAUGAACGAUGGCAUUUAUGAUUUUCUAGUAAGCAUCGCAAACUUAAGCCCUGCUGACAUAGAAAAAGUGCAUAAAACACUGAGAACCAUGCAAACGCACAUCCUACUAGAUAUGGAAGCAUGCGAUAGCACACCGGAUAAAUCUGAUAAUUCCAAAGUUUUUCUGCAUAUCCCAGAACUCUAUUCCAUAGGCUUUGAACCGCACAGCCUUAAUCAGCAUCUAAAAAAGAUCGAAGAGAUUCUAAAAAAUAGCACCCGUGCAAAAGUAAAGAAAUUAUAUGACAUUAUGGAAGACUUACUGAAUUAUUCAGCUACAGAUAAAAGUAAAGAAGACCGGUAUAAAUUGGCAAAAGAGCAAAUUUGCACUGGGUUAUUCUACACCAGGAAGAAGGUAAGUGAGAUGAUUGAACAAAUAGAAAAGCUGUUCUUCUUUUUGAACAUGUUCAUAUUCUUCCCUCAUUUUGGCAAUCCAUCCAACAAAAUAUCCGUCUACAGCUACAUAAGCAACAGUAAAAGAUACAGCAUUUUUUGCAGUUCUACAGGACCAAGUGAAAAUAAUCCAGCAAUGACUAAGUUUAGAAAUAAAAAGCCUGAUUCCUACACAACUCAGAUGCUGGGCUAUAUGUGUGUUGGAAAUAAGAAGUUCAUCAGAGAGCGGAUUCCACGCCUCUACAAACUCAGAGUAUGGAAUGCCUUUGGCCUGCACAUGGGCAUGUCUCUUACUUUUCUCAUCCAUCUCUUCUACUUCAUCGCCUCGUACUGCUUCAAUGACAUAAACAGUGCUAGGCCUCUUAUGGUAGAGUACUAUCUUCACAUAAUAUUCAACAUGGCAUUUAGCACAGUUAUAUCUGUCUAUGCCUUCAACGAACUUAAAAAAAGCAGAAAACAUCUGAAAGAGCACAGCGCUGUAUACAGGCUAAUGUCUAGUAUAUUCUCUCGGUACAAAUAUGUUGUUCAAUACUCAGGCUUGCUUUUUGCCUCUAUGGCAUCUGUAUGCGGACAUAUAGUAUUUCUGUAUUUUCUUUUUAGGCCUUUUUUACAGAGUUUAUCGCAUUCAUUCAGCUUAUUUUCAUCCUUCUCCAGCACAAAAGAUCCAUUUGCCAUGGGGUUUUUAUUCUUGUCGAGAACUCUGCUGAGUUUUUUGUUUAUUUCUACCUUAGUUCUUUUCUACUUCACGAUCUUGAAAAAGAAAAUGCUAUACGAUAGAAACAUUCUCUCAAAAAAAACAGGCUUUGUGUUUUUCUCAGCUCUUUUGCUAUACAUUUCCAUACUAGCAUAUUCCACGAUAAGAAAUACUCCACAUGACCACAGUGAAUACUACAUACUGGUAUACAACUACCACGUUGGAACUGUUUUCUACAUCGCUGGGUUUAUGGCGCUGAUGUGCUACCAUGCCUCUACUUCUCUAGAAAAGUCUGAAAAGCUCAAGAACAUCACAAAUGCAAAAGCAGUGAGGUGCUACACUUUCCUAUACAUCUUUUUCAUAGCUUUAGUCAUGUGUCUAUCUGGUGCAGUGAGUGUGUUGUAUCUUUAUAGCAGAGUUAUAUCCGAAUACUUCAUUCUGAAUAAGCUAAGUGUGAACAGAGUGUAUGAGCUUGGAUAUAUACUCCCCGAUCUCUAG